ACAUUCAGCAUUUAAAUGCAUGUUCGUGUGGGAAAGCAAAUUUCACAAGCUACGAAAAAUGAAACACAAACAAGUAACGCUUUCAGAGCAAAUUCUUGCUUUGAAUAAUCCUACACCUGUAGAUGAUCCUAUUGAUUACUGGGAUGAAAACACUACAGCCAAAGUAGCAGAGUUUGAUGAGGGAGAUGAAGAAGAUACUAUUAAAAAGGCUCCUUCAGUUUUAAGAAGAAAGACUGCUCAUCAAUCGAUUGAGGAAGAUGGGAGAUACACGGGACUGAAGACCUCGAGGAAACAAUGGUCGUCAUCAGGACAAGGAGACAAUGAAUACAUCAGUGAAGAAGAUGAUGAACUGGAUGGAGAUGAGGAGGAUGACGAUGUUGAAGAUGCUGAGGAAGAUGACGAUGACCAAGACGAUGAUGAUGAUGACGCUGAGGAAGAUGACAAUGACCAAGAAGUUGAUAAUGAUGAAGAAGACGAACUCAUGACUCAACAGAUCAGAGAGAUGACUAGGAAGUUGAAAGGUAAAAGAGAGAAUGUCUCAAUGGAUGUUGAUGAGGAGAUCUCAGAUGAUUAUGAUGAAGUGGAUGACAAUGACGAUGAUGAUGAAGACGAGGACGAUGAUGAUGAAGAGGAUUAUGAUGAUGAAGAUGAGGAGGAAGAGGAGGAUGGAGGUAUCGAAGGCUUCUCCCAAAUAAAUACAUCAGAGGAGAUAGAGAAAGGAAAGGCAGUUCAGUCACAGCUAGGAUUAUGGGAUGGCUUCAUGGAAAGUCGUAUAAAACUUCAGAAGGCUCUUCACCUUUCUAACCAGCUCCCUCAAUGUCAGACGUUAGACAGGUUCUUAGAAGACGGGGAGGAGGACGGAGAUCUGCCGAUUAUUCUCAAGAAAAGUGAGAAAGAAUUGACUAGACUCAUGCAGUCUCUUGUCAGUCUCCAGGAUACAUUAUUACAGCAAAACCCAGAGACAGAGCACAUCAUCCAUGGAGAAACUCCUGGUAAUCAGUCUAUGAAUGCAAACAAAGGCGACGACGAUGACGAGGAGAUACCCAGCGACGACGAUGAGCCAAAGACGGUGUCGCCUGCCGUGGAGAGAAAAUCACUGAAGCGGAAACUGGAUCCCUCGGACUUUGAGGAGCACCUUGCCAAACAUCACAAGAACUUUGAAUCAUAUAGGAACAAUACAAUCCAAAAGUGGUACGAAAAGACGAGGUUGUCAACCGGAAAAUUAAAUAAAAAGUCUUUCAGCGGCUUUGAGAGGUCAGCACUGGUCCAAAUCCAGCAGAUUUUACAGGAUCAGAACCGAUUGGUGCAGAGGACGCAGCUUAAGAGGUCAGAGUACACAGUCUUAGGUCAAAGGUCACAGGUUUCAAAGAGAGAAGAGGAAAGCGAAGAUGGAGAGAAAAAAGAUGAAGACAUACCAGAACUAGCCAACCAACAUCUCAAGAACCAUGAUCCAGAGAUCUUUGAUGAUGAUGACUUCUACCAUCAGCUGCUGCGUGAAUUGAUAGAAAGAAGAACAAGUUCAACAACUGAUCCUAUACAACUAACCAGACAAUGGUUACAAGUGCAGAAGCUUAGAACGAAGGUUAAGAGACAGGUCGAUACCAAGGCGAGCAAAGGAAGAAAAGUCAGAUAUGACGUCCAUCAGAAGCUAGUUAGUUUUAUGGCACCAGUGGAUACAUCCACCAUGUUACAGGAGGCUAGGAUGGAACUUUUCAAAUCCAUCUUUGGGCAGAGCCUGACAGAGGAAGAAACAGCAAGAUAACAUUGACUUUGAGAGACACCCUAAGUUGCAUCUUUAUCGUGAAAUCGCUCGUUUCUUUUUUUCCCCGAGGAGAGACUGGCAGACAAUGGCAUACUCACCGCCAUGCAUCAUCAUCAUCAGUUCUUCCAUACUGUCAUUUUGGGUACUUGUGGGUGAUGUUUGACAAUAGAUUUGCAAUAUAAGCAGAUGAUAUGGGUCAAUAGACCAGUUUGUAGUUACUUCAUGGACAAUUUUGGUAAAAUGACCUUUCAUUUCUUUCACGAUAGGCAGAUUUCAAAGCAAGAUAUUACGUAAGCUUACCUUACAUAGCAGGAUGAAGAAAUUGAAUGGACCAGGUGACUAGAAUAGCACACCAAUGAACACUUUAUGAAGGUAUUUGUUGCAUUCCUACUUUGAAUGCAUAUCAUAGCAUGUUGCACAAUGUACUUGGCAAACUGUGAAAUACCAGUCGUUCGUGUACGAAUUGUUGUUUUUUGUGGAUGUACAUGUAAAUGAAAGCCACUAUUCAAAAGAAUAUAUGAAUAAUCAAGAUAUCAAAGUUGGUGCUUAUCUCAUUAGAUUUUAAACCACCAUGUCACUUUAGUACAAAUGACCUUCCUCUGAUCAUGCAUAGAAUCUUUUGAUCAUGCGCAGAGUGGAACUACGAACUGGCUUAUUGUCUGGUAUUUUUCAAUACACUGUCCCACAUGUGCUCAUCUGUGUUGGUGAUCUACAGUGUGAUUGUAUUCCAGCUUAGAUUUUCGGGAUUUCACAAAGUUCAGUUUAUGUAACUACCACAUCCACAAUGAUAUACUGUAGUUUAUCAUUCAUCUUGGGGUUUUACAGUCUUUCUUGUAAAAUAGGUGUUUAAACAACUCCACCCAAUUAUCUUUAAUCAGUGAUUUUCUUUAAGACUUAUUGCAAAUCCUUAGUAAGACAACAGCUUUCUGGGGCUUAACUUAUAUUUCUAUCAAUUGAUCCUUUUUUUUUAUUCCUCAGUUAAAUGUUUCUUUAAUUUAUGAAUCUCACUCGCAUUGCAUCCUAUAGGCCUCUAGGGAAAAAUUAAGUUGUGGACCUUCAAGUAAGAGUCUGUCUUUCAGGAUUGGUAGCUCAUAAAAUAAUAAAAACACACAAAUUUCAAAGCCCUUUGUUGUUUGUUGCAUUAGGUGUUAACAACGCAAAUAAUAAUGAUGCAAAUUACUACAGAAAGCUAAAGUUUAUAUCAUGUACUUAGUUUAUUUAUUUAUAGUGAUUAAAAUUGUUCACAUAUUUUACCAGACGUAGAUGAUAUACAUUGUUAUAUUUACCCAGUUGAUCAGGGCCCCGUCUUACAAAGAAUUGCGAUUGAUCCAAUCAACUACAACUAUGGAAAGCCAGCAAUGUCAUCUCAAAAGCAUGUUUGUGCAACAUAUUUUCUAGAUAUGAUGCCCAUUCAUAAAUCUAUAUUUUUCUUGAAAAUUCAGUGAUUAUCUUUGUUUACAAAAGGACAUUGUGCAAAUUUUCUGAGAAAAUUAUGACAUUGAUGGAUUUCCAUAUACUUCAGGUUUAUUGGAUCAAUCGUAACUCUUUGUAAGACGGGGCCUUAGUGUACUGUCUGGUAAUAAAUAUUAAGUAGACUAAGGGGGUUGUGCAAGAAAAUACUUGCGAUCAAUUGCAAAUUUCUAUUGCAAUUUUACAAUCGAUUCUAUCAAUUCUAUCAAUUUCAUCUUAAGAAAAUUAGAAUACAUUCCUUGUUGCAAGAGGAAGAUUAGCAAUCAAUUCGGUUGAUUCACAAUAUGGAGCGCCACCUAUCAGAUUCAGCGGACAGGCCGAAAUUUGGGUUUAUUUCCAAAUCGUCCAGUUGCCAACUCGUCUACUAUCAUUUGGUCUAAUUGGACGACUAACUGUUAAAUUGUGCAAAAUGAAUGAAAAUUAAUUGGAUAUUAGACCAACUGGUUAUGAGACGUAAUGGUGAUUAGACGAAGUGAUGAUUGGACCAAACGGUUGUUAGAGGAAAUGUUGUACAAAAUGGCAUUAGACUAAAUGAAAGUAGACCAUGUGGUGAGUGGACGAGUUGGCAGUAGACGAAUUGGCAAUUUACCAAAAUUCGCAUGCCUCAUGGGAAACUGUAGACAUUGAAAUUAAUCUCUGUGGUGCGCGCUGCAUGCAUGCGACUCGGACGGCUUGCAUAUGCUGUCGACCAGGGUCCAGGAAGAGAAAUUUGCUGCAUACUUCUUUGCGAAAUUUAAAGCGUUUGCUGCCUGUAAUGCCGACCCUAAAGUUAGAACUUGGCGCGUCCACCGCAACCGAUAGGGGGCGCACUGUAUUGUGAAUCCAGCGACUUGACAGACAUAAAUUGUAUAAAUGACUUGGAGACCACCAAAAGAUUUGCAAUUGAUCAAAAUUGUCUUGCAAAGCCCCUUUACAAAUACAAAUGAUUCAUAUACAGUACAUGUAUGCCGUGUUUCUUGAAUCUCGCCGAAUCAGCGAAAGCCUCGUACAAUAUGAAUGAAUGCCAUGAUCGACCUAAAACACAAUUUCCAUUUUCGCAUUACAAUUAGUUGUUUGUUGCAGAAUAAAUGUUUCAUAUAUUGUUAAAAACAUAACUGUA
This is a messenger RNA of Lytechinus pictus (painted urchin), 4331 nucleotides long. Its product is annotated as protein AATF-like. Gene Ontology annotation, cellular component: nucleus; nucleolus. The record is from RefSeq and is a predicted model, not a curated record. Bases 20 to 1762 code for a protein of 580 amino acids. The transcript has 13 exons. Lineage: Eukaryota; Metazoa; Echinodermata; Echinoidea; Temnopleuroida; Toxopneustidae.